AGAAGAAGAAACAUUCCUCUUCUUCCACACAAAAAAAAUAAACAUCAUUUAUAUCCUUGGGAGGAAAACGAAAAAAAGUGUAAGAGGGGUGUAGGGAAUUUGGGCUGUGAGGGAUGGAUAGGCUGACGUUCGUGUCGCUCCUAUGCCUCGUGGCCGCCACCACGGUCGCCCGGGCCGAGGACCCUUACCUCUUCUUCACAUGGAACGUCACCUACGGCACCAUCUCUCCUUUAGGAGUCCCGCAGCAGGGCAUUCUCAUUAACGGCCAGUUCCCCGGCCCCAACAUCAACUCCACCUCCAAUAAUAACAUCGUCAUCAAUGUCUUUAACUUCCUUGACGAGCCCUUCCUCUUCACCUGGAACGGCAUCCAGCACAGGAAGAACUCGUGGCAAGAUGGUGUGCUCGGAACCAACUGCCCGAUCCCUCCCGGGAAGAACUUCACGUAUCACUUCCAGGUCAAGGAUCAGAUCGGCAGCUACUUCUACUACCCCACCACCGCCGUGCACCGUGCGGCUGGUGGAUUUGGUGGCCUCCGUGUGAACAGCCGUCUGCUGAUCCCUGUCCCUUAUGCUGAUCCCGAGGAUGAUUACACCAUCCUCAUUGGCGACUGGUACACCAAGUCCCACAAGCAGCUCAAGGCCUUGUUGGAUGGCGGCCGGACCCUCGCCAGGCCUGAUGGUGUCCUCAUCAAUGGGAAAUCUGGAAAGGGCAACAAGGACGAGCCCCUCUUCACCAUGAAGCCGGGCAAGACCUACAAGUACAGGAUCUGCAACGUCGGCCUUAAGAACUCCCUCAACUUCAGGUUCCAGGACCACCCGAUGAAGUUGGUGGAGAUGGAAGGUUCUCACGUUGUCCAGAACGACUACGACUCCCUUGACGUCCACGUCGGCCAGUGCUACUCUGUCCUCGUGACCGCUGACAAGGAGCCCAAGGACUACUAUGCUGUGGCUUCCACCAGGUUCACCAAGCAGGUGAUCACCGCCACCGGCAUCAUCCGCUACACCAACGGAAAGGGACCUGCCUCCCCCGAGCUCCCCCCAGCACCAGAGGGCUGGGCCUGGUCUCUCAAUCAGUUCCGCUCCUUCCGCUGGAACCUGACCGCUAGUGCGGCCAGGCCCAACCCCCAGGGUUCUUACCACUACGGCCAGAUCAACAUCACCCGCACCAUCAAGCUCGUCAACUCAGCCACCAAGCUGAAUGGCAAGCUCAGGUAUGCCAUCAACGGGGUCUCGCACCUGAAUUCCGAGACCCCACUCAAGCUUGCCGAGUACUUUGGCGCCGCUGACAAGGUCUUCAAGUACAACGUCAUCUCCGACGACCCGAAGGAGGUCAACUUGGUAACUGUGGAGUCCAACGUGCUGAACGUCACCUUCCGCACCUUCGUCGAGAUCAUCUUGGAGAACCAUGAGAAGAGCAUCCAGUCGUGGCACCUUGAUGGAUAUUCUUUCUUCGCCGUCGCGGUUGAGCCAGGGAGGUGGACCCCGGAGAAGAGGGCAACCUACAACCUCCUUGACGCUGUCAGCAGGCACACGAUCCAGGUCUUCCCCAAGUCGUGGGCCGCCAUCCUAUUGACAUUCGACAAUGCUGGGAUGUGGAACUUGAGGUCCGAGCUGCCCGAGAGGAGGUACCUGGGCCAGGAGCUCUACAUCAGCGUUAUCUCACCAGAACGCUCUCUCAGGGAUGAGUACAACAUGCCCGACAAUACCCAGCUCUGCGGGGCUGUCCUCAACUUGCCCAAGCCCGCCCCUUACACUAUCUAAGUUUUUCACAACCUAUACAUUUGACAAUAUCAUAGAACGAAUGUAUUACAAGGUUAUUGUCAAUGAAUCAACUCCUUGAUCUUUCUAUUCCAUCA
Molecule: messenger RNA, 1855 nt
Organism: Punica granatum (pomegranate)
Lineage: Eukaryota; Viridiplantae; Streptophyta; Magnoliopsida; Myrtales; Lythraceae
Source: RefSeq, a predicted model, not a curated record